AUGCUACAGUAUGCCAAAGAACACAACAUCAUUCUUUUAUGCUUUCCUAGCCAUUGUACGCAUUACCUGCAACCACUCGACCGGUCGGUAUUUAAAUCGGUUAAAAGCGCAUUUUAUAAAAGCUGUCAGCUGUGGCUUAAACAACAUGCAGGAAGACUCAUCACUAGAUACCAAUUUGGAGAGCUCCUAUCGGAUUGUUGGGGUAAAUCUGCCACGCCGGAAAAUGCCACUUCAGGCUUUAGAGCUACCGGUAUCUACCCUUUUAAUCCGGACAUAAUCCCGGAUUAUGCAUUUUCCAUUGCCGAUCACGUAGAUGCUAAUGAAAUGUCAAGAAGGUGGAGUGCCACUUUUGCUGUCUGA
Messenger RNA from Acanthoscelides obtectus, 360 nucleotides. NCBI's taxonomy places the organism in Eukaryota, Metazoa, Arthropoda, Insecta, Coleoptera, Chrysomelidae. The record is from the annotation of a GenBank genome assembly.